UUUAUUUUUUUUAUUUUUGGGAGUAUACAAAAGGAGCCUAGUUACAAAUAAAUUAACAUUGUAAAUAUGUAGCUCGUAAAAAUGACAUUUAUACACUUAUGAUAAACAACUUAUGUUAGUAAAGGGGUUAUUAACUUGUAUUUUUCUGCCCGUGUAAAAAAAUAAUAAUAAUAAUAAAAAAAAAAAAAGGUUUUUUAUGUGGGAUUUGCUUGAUGAAUAACUCUUGGUUCUUCCAUCAAAUAAAACUCAUAAACACAUCAGUUUUUGUUCCUAUCAACAAUGGCGUCAUAUCUCUCAAUCGACAUUGCCAAAGCUUCAACCUUCAUAACCCUAGCAACCAGGCACACGUUCCACCACCCUCUUCGCAAGCCCCAAUUUUCUCUCACCCCUUUUCACCGUAAACCUUAUCACUCUACCACAAAUUCUCUCUCCUUCAAUCUUCGCCACCGUUUUUCACCACUUUCUCUCUCCUCCAAAUCGCCGGAAUUCCGUCGGAAUCUCCGCAGUUUUUCCGUCGCAGCUUCGUCCUCGACGGCGGCUUCUGCGGAGUUUACGGAAGAAGAUGAUGUUGUCACCAAAAUUCCUCCGGAUAAUCGUAUUCCUGCUACUAUUAUUACCGGAUUUUUGGGCUCCGGAAAGACUACAUUGUUGAACCACAUAUUGACUGCUGAUCAUGGGAAACGUAUUGCAGUAAUUGAAAACGAGUAUGGUGAAGUAGACAUUGAUGGUUCCUUGGUUGCUGCUAAAUCUAUUGGAGCUGAAGACAUUAUUAUGCUCAAUAAUGGGUGUUUAUGCUGCACAGUGAGGGGUGAUCUAGUGAGGAUGAUAGGAGAAUUAGUAGAUAAGAAGAGAGGAAAUUUUGAUCAUAUUGUGAUUGAGACUACAGGCUUAGCAAAUCCCGCUCCUAUCAUUCAAACAUUUUAUGCGGAAGAUGUAAUCUUUAAUGAUGUGAAGCUAGAUGGUGUUGUCACUUUGGUUGAUGCUAAACAUGCGACGUUACACUUAGAUGAGGUUAAGCCUGAUGGAGUUGUAAAUGAGGCUAUAGAGCAAAUUGCCUAUGCUGAUCGUAUAAUAGUGAAUAAGACUGAUCUUGUCAACGAACCAGAUAUUGAUUCUUUGAUACAACGAAUAAGGAAAAUUAAUCGUAUGGCUAAUUUAAAGCGAACACAGUUCGGAAAUGUUGACCUAGAUUAUGUUCUUGGUAUUGGAGGUUUUGACUUAGAAAGGAUAGAGAGUGCAGUAACAGAAGAAAGUUCGAAAGAAGAUCAUGGUUGUCAUGAUCAUGAUCAUAAUCAUGACCAUGAACAUCACCAUGAACACAAGCAUGAACACAAACAUGAACACGAGCAUGAACAUCAUCAUGAUCAUCAUUCACAUGAUCACACUCAUGAUCCCGGAGUUUCUUCUGUCAGCAUUGUUUGUGAAGGGAGCCUGGACCUUGAUAAGGCGAACAUGUGGUUAGGUACUCUAUUACUGGAAAGAAGCGAAGACAUAUAUAGGAUGAAAGGUCUUUUGUCUGUUGAGGGUAUGGAUGAAAGAUUUGUAUUUCAGGGAGUUCAUGAUAUAUUCCAAGGUUCACCAGAUCGCCCAUGGGGACCCGAUGAGCCAAGGAUCAACAAAAUUGUAUUCAUUGGAAAGAACUUGGAUGGCCAGGAACUUGAAAAGGGAUUCAAAACUUGUUUAUUGUGAUGUAUUGUAUUUUAGAAAAUACAUAAGAAAACUAUACAUAGGCUCAUUAGAUUGUCAUUGUUUGUUGUAACAUUAUAUCUCUGAGUAUAUUGUUACUAGGGAAGUUACACUUCAAAUUUCGAGAAAAUUGUGAGUUUCUAACUAUUACAUUUUUAUAUUUUUAAUAAGAUCAUGUCGUUCAUAAGUUCAUUUUCA
Molecule: messenger RNA, 1884 nt
Organism: Chenopodium quinoa (quinoa)
Lineage: Eukaryota; Viridiplantae; Streptophyta; Magnoliopsida; Caryophyllales; Amaranthaceae
Exons: 10
Coding region: 280-1689 (469 amino acids)
Cellular component (GO): cytoplasm
Source: RefSeq, a predicted model, not a curated record